AUGCUAAUCCCUCCUCUUUGUCUUGUCUUCUUCCUCUUGAUCUCCUCCGUUUGUUUAUUACAGAUCAAAGCUGAUGAGCGAAACGAAAGCAGCUUGGGAGAUCAUAUCAAAGUAGACCCGAAACUCAAGUUCGAGAAUCCUAAGCUAAUCGAAGCCUACAUUGCUCUCCAAUCAUGGAAACAAACAAUCUUCUCUGAUCCUUUCAACUUCACAGCCAACUGGAACGGCUCAGAUGUUUGCUCCUACAAUGGAAUCUACUGUGCUCCUUCUCCCGGUUCCAACCCUGAAACCAGAGUCGUUGCAGGCAUUGACCUCAACCACGCAGACAUGGCUGGUUACUUGCCUGCCGAGCUUGGUCUCCUCUGUGAUCUCGCUCUCUUCCACCUCAACUCAAACCGUUUCUGCGGUGAAGUUCCUCUCACGUUCAACCGCAUGAAGCUUCUCCACGAGCUUGAUCUUAGCAACAACAGAUUCGUUGGGAAGUUCCCUAACGUUGUCCUCUCUUUACCUUCCCUCAAGUUCUUGGAUCUCCGCUUUAACGACUUUGAAGGCAUGAUCCCUUCAGAGCUAUUCGACAGAGAGCUUGACGCUAUAUUUUUAAACCAUAACAGGUUUCGGUUUGGGAUUCCCGACAACAUGGGGAACUCUCCCGUCUCAGCUCUGGUUCUUGCAGACAACGAUCUUGGAGGAUGCAUACCGGGAAGUAUCGGUCAAAUGGGGAAAACACUCAACGAGCUUAUCCUCUCAAACAAUAACUUAACCGGUUGUUUACCUCCUCAGAUAGGAAACCUCGAGAACGUGACGGUUUUUGACAUCAGCUCAAACACUUUACGUGGUGUGUUACCUUCUAGUAUUGGCAACAUGAAGAGCUUAGAAGAGCUUCACGUGGCUAAUAAUGGCUUCUCGGGACUUAUUCCUCCAAGUAUCUGCCAGCUUCCUAACCUUGAGAACUUCACUUACGCUUCCAACUUCUUCACCGGUCGUGCUCCUAUAUGUGCAGCUCUAUCUUUAGCCGAGGCAAUGGUGAACGGCUCCAUGAACUGUAUUGAUGGUAUGGCUAGUCAAAGAUCGGUUGAAGAGUGUUUAUCUAUGUUAGCUCGUUCUGUUGAUUGCAGUAAGUUUGGAUGUUUUAACAUCUUCUCUCCACCACCACCGAUGUUUAAGAUGUCACCCACUGUUCGGAUGCUUCCUCCACCAAUUUACGUUUACACUUCGCCUCCUCCACCGCCCUAUGUAUACUCAUCUCCUCCACCUCCAAGUCCACCACCGCCUGUUGUAUACUACGCACCCGUGACACAAAGCCCGCCACCACCAUUACCGGUAUACUAUGCACCAAAAACACAAAGCCCUCCACCGCCAUCACAAGUAUACUAUCCACCUGUAACACAAAGUCCACCACCACCAGCCGUAUACUAUCCACCGGAAACACAAAGUCCUCCACCACCGUCACCGGUUUACUAUCCGUGGGAAACACCAAGUCCUCCAACACCAACACAGGUAUACUAUCCACCGGAAACAAAAAGUUCACCACCACCACCGUCACCAGUUUACUAUCCAUCAGAAACACCAAGUCCUCCACCACCAACACUGGUUUACUAUCCAUCAGAAACACCAAGUCCUCCACCACCAACACCCGUUUACUAUCCAUCAGAAACACCAAUUCCUCCACCACCAACACCUGUAUACUAUCCAUCAGAAACAUCAAGUCCUCCACCACCAACUGAGUACUACUAUUCACCAAGUCAAUCUCCGCCUCCAGAAAAGGGUUGUAACGACGGUCAUUCUCCACCAGCAUCACCAAGUUACGAACCAGCUCCUGAAUAUUCUUACACAGUACCACCUCCUCCUUCCUACCCUGACACGUCUCUUCCACCGAUGCCAAGUGACUCGUAUGCUUCCUCUCCACCUCCUUACUACUAGUUUCAAACCAUUGAUAGAGAAAAAAAUGCAUUGCAUUAUGAUUAACGACUACUCACAGAUACAUUCUUUUGGCUGCGAGAGUUUAGUUUGUGUGUAUGGUUGAUACUCAAGUUGUUAUUUUUCCAUGAUUUUCUUCUUUGUGGAUAUUUUGUUCUUUUCCCCUAACACAUCAUGGAGUACAGUACAUAGUUUUUUGUAUGUCUGUUACCAUCUUAUAAUGUAUUUCUCGUUAUUACAAUGUCGUAUAAAU
Messenger RNA from Eruca vesicaria subsp. sativa (arugula), 2170 nucleotides. Lineage: Eukaryota; Viridiplantae; Streptophyta; Magnoliopsida; Brassicales; Brassicaceae. The record is from the annotation of a GenBank genome assembly.